CCCCCCCCCCCCCCCCCGCGUGGAUCUUGCUGUCUGCACUUCCGCAGUGGAUGGCACGACACGACACGGAACGAAACGGCUGCUAUUGAGUCCCAGCUCCCUUCGCGACUUCGAUCUGAUCGCGUGGAGUUGAGUUGGUUUUCGUGUUUUCCUUCAAUUUGGUUGCUUCGUUGGAGCUUGUCAGGUUACUUGUUGCUGAAGGAGUCUAAUCAGUUUGUACCCCAAGAGAUCUUCGCUGCAUUGUCGGUGUUUUCAACAAUGGGCAUCGCCGAAUUGUUCAACAAGCUUAGCCGAUUAUGCAAUCUAGAUUUUUUGCCCAGUCUAGAUUUUGCGGGUAUGGUCGUGUUGGUGGGAAAAACUGCAUCUGAAGGAGCACUUCCGUAUACUUGUCUGGUCAGCGGACGAUUACCAUACUUAAAUGCCUACAUGACAUCGGGGAGUGUGGGGCUUGCUCAGGCGGUGCUAACGUGCAUCGAUUGGUGGCCCGCACGGGUUUUGACUGGACAUCGCGCUAGCGGAGGUGGGUCGAUGUUAGAGCUUUUCAGGUUGAGGGCCAGUGGUAAGGCUGCCUACAUUGGUCUACAAUCCGGGACGAGUCUCAAGGUCCAGGGUAGUGUGGGAGAGGCCUUGGUGUCAGAACUUUUGAGGCUAGGCAGGAAUAUCCCCGAUGCAAGAGAUUCGAAGUAUGGACGAAAUGCUAAGAGACCGACAUUUGUUGUCAGGGCGAAGAUUGGGACUCCUGUUGGAAGGGAAGGUGAGGUGGUGGAGGUUUCAGAGGAUGUAGGUGCUCUCUUAAGUAUUAUCGCUACAAUAGUUUCUCUUCUGGUGGUCACACUGAAUGUGCGGUGCCAGGAAUGGUUCGCCUUGUCCGUUGUAGUUACAGGCAUGAUUCUUAACGCCUUGUUGGCUUAUUUUAUUCGACUGCGAAAAUUUGAGUUCAACGUCGGGAAAGCUGCUGGAGGGUCCCCUCCCGGAGACUCUCUGGUACAGCUGAGUGAUGCACCAAAUGAUUUCUGUGUGUUGCAAGGGGAUGAGGAUGACAUUCAGAGUCUACUGCAAAGGGAAGUGCGAGAGACUGGAUUCAAGAGCGCUCUUCCUUUGUUUUCUGUGUGCGUGGCUAUGUUGGUUCACUCAGCUGUCGUGGUAUUGGGGACCCCGCAUAUGGGAAAAACUGGUCAACUACUCUUAUUGAUUGCGGUAUCUUUUGGAGCAAUAAUCGAUUUGUUAAAGGGCAGUUGGGAUGCCAACAGAAGUAUUGGAAAAUGGGCUCUUCAUAAGUGGAACAUAGAGAUACUUGACGCUAUACAAUUUGCAAAUCGAACUGCAGCAGUGGCGUAUAUAGCGGCUGGUCUACCUAAAACUGAGGCAAACGAAUGGAAUAGGCCAGAGUUUGUGCAGACGAAAGGAUUGCAGGUGAUAGGGAUUGUGCCCACAACUGGCCCAGCGUGGGAAGCCUGGUGGGAAGGCUUGACGAUUGUACUUCAGGAUGAUAGGAUUCGAUCAAGAGAUGGUAGCGCGUUGAAACUAGUUCAAGACGAGCAUCUUCCCUCCUGGUUGGAGAAGCAGAGCAAACUGUGGGCAGAUAUUCGAGAGGAUAUGUUUGAUGGUAUUCUCAUGGCCAAUAUUAACAAUGCCAAUGUUAACAAUGUCACUUUUAAGGUUAAUCAACGCCAUUAUUAACAUUGCCAAUUCUGAGGCUAAUCAACGGUAAUAGACGUCCUUGAAAUGCUAAUGCAUAAACAGAGAAUCUUCAUGCUUCAGUGUCCGUUCCACAAGGAAUCAAUUCAAUUCGGUGUAGUAGGCAAGUUCACACCUAGUUGAUUCUGUAAGCACUUACGUUGAGUUAGAUUAAAAAAAAACUGUUUUAAAUUGUUGGUUUUGCUAUAUGGAGCAUUUUCCAGUUCCCGGAUAUUGCACUUGUCUUUCA
Physcomitrium patens is the source of this 1927-nucleotide messenger RNA. RefSeq lists its product as uncharacterized. The record is from RefSeq and is a predicted model, not a curated record. NCBI's taxonomy places the organism in Eukaryota, Viridiplantae, Streptophyta, Bryopsida, Funariales, Funariaceae.